CAGAGUCACUAUUCCCUCUGUGUUACAAGCUGUCCCAGCGGAGACAUAAUCUUUGCUGUCCUGUAAAUUGCUCUAUAGACCAGGGUGGCCUUGAACUCAGAGAUCCGCCUGCCUCUGCCUCCCGAGUGCUGGGAUUAAAGGCGUGCGCCAGCACCCGGUAUAAUCUUGACUUUAGGACUCAUUUCCCAAGGACUCGGGGAGGCUUUUGGGGGAAGGGAAUAGAAGUUAAUUAGUCCGUGCUCUGGGAGAAGUUGCAAAGCCGAGUUGCAGGGAUCAGACGUAUUAGGAAUUAUGUGGUGGGAGGAGUCUCAGAUCCUUCUCCAUUCUGUCUCAUGAAUUUAUCUAAAUCAAUUUAGACAUUAAAAUAGAUUCUUUCAAACUGGGCCAGUGGUGGCCAUGUCCAAUUGAGAUCAGAUUUGAACUGGGAGCCGAACAAGUAUGGCUGAGUUUAGGUCUCCUAAAUGGAGAUUUUUUUUAGAUUAGCCCACAUAGACACUAAGAAUGUAUAAUUUGGAACCCAGGGUCGGUGCGGAACCAGACAUCUGGAGGCAUUCCUCGGGUUUCUGAUAGACCAAAAGUGCAUGGAAGGUAGGAGGGGCGUCCCCAGAUCAGGAGUCAGGUUCUCCCAGGCUGUGGAAAGUUCUCACAACUUUCACCUAAGUCUUGCAGGCGCUGGGGAGAAUUCCUGGGACUCUGGAUUGAGCGAGCUUUGUGUGUGGAAAGCUCCCAGAAGCAUCGACCCCGCAAGUCUCAAGAUGAGAUAGAUCGGUCCUUCCCUGAGCCUCUGUGGCCUAACGAGGGACCCGAAAUCGGACUAAGAGGAGGACGCUUGCACUUUAGCCAGGAACUCAGUUUCCAUGGCAACCAGCUGGAAGCUUGGCCUCUGACAGCCCGGGCAUCUCUAUGGUUUCUGUGUCCUAGAAGGACCGAAGUGCACUUCCGGGAAGAUGGCGACGCCCACGCCUGGCGUGACACGUGCUUCCACGGAGAGGAUCGCACACUGAAGAGGAUGGUACCACGUCUUCCCUGGUGAGAAUCUGAGGACAAAGACUCUGCCCACCAUGAGUGUCACCCCAAAGGUCAAGAGUCGCGGGAUGAAGUUUGCUGAAGAGCAGCUGCUAAAACAUGGAUGGACUGAAGGCAAGGGCCUGGGCCGGAACGAGAAUGGCAUCACCCAGGCCCUCAAGGUGACGCUGAAGCAAGACACCCAUGGGGUGGGACAUGACCCUGCCAAGGAGUUUACAAACCACUGGUGGAGUGAUCUCUUCAACAAGACUGCAGCCAGCUUGGUAGUGGACACAGGGAAGACAGCCACACUGACCUCAGGUGAAGAGAAGCCUGACAGAGCGAGCAGCAGUGAUGACAGCCACGAGCCUCUGCCUCCAACGAUUCUGACUGAUGAGAUGCUACUCAAAGCCUGUAAGGGGCGAACAGCACACAAGGCUGCCCGGAUUGGAAUCACAAUGAAGGCCAAACUUGCUCGCCUGGAGGCCCAAGAGCAGGCCUUCCUGGCUCGGUUCAAAGGCUCAGAGGAUGUGGGCACCUCUCAUCCACAGACUGACAGGGAGCCCUCCCGAAAGAAGAAAAAAAAGAGGAAACAGAGAGAGGAGGAAGAGGCAGUAACACCUGAAAAGAAUGUAGGUGAGGCACUCCUAGAAUACACUGACCAGAGCGUUAAGAAAAGCAGGAAGAAGAAACGGAGGCAGAAAGAAGAGAAAGACGGAAUGGCUGUAGGAAGUGGUGAGGAAGAGGCUGAAGGAGAAAGUGGGCCUAGAGAGCUGAGCACAGUGCAGUCUGAUCAGUCAUCUAGGAAAAAGAAGAAAAAGAGGAGGCAGCGCCAUGAAGAAGAGGAAGAGAUGGAAGUCUGUGAUAAAGGAGGCAGAAAUGUGACAGGCAGGCCAAAGGCAGUGGACAGUGGUGCAGGCACAGACCCGUGGAGAAGCAACAAGAAGCUGCAGCACUGUGGGGAGGACCUGGACACCCAAGAUGAAGAAGAGAAGGAUGGCCUAACAAAGAGAGAGAGAAAGGUCAGAAGAGGCAAGAAGAAAAGACAGAAGUGUCUUGAGGAGGUGGUCUUGGAUGUAAGCGAUAAAGAUCAUGAUGGCAGGACUUGGGAAGUAGAGAAUGAAGGGGAGAGAAGUCAGGCACAUCCAAAGGAGAGAGCUGACAUCAACACUGACCAGAGAGCCAAGAAGAAGAAGCAGAAGAGGGACCGGAGGUCUCCAGUGCAGCCCUGCUGAUUCCUCUUCAGGAGUAGCCUGGGUUUGCCCCUCUGCAAACAGCUAAGGAGCACCAGUCCGCUGAAGGGGAGACAUUCCCUGAACAAUGUCCUGUCCAAAAAGUACAGACCCUGGUGCCUAGCUAAAGGAUGGUGGGAGAGAAAUUAGGAUAGGGGUUUCUAUUUGAAGAAGUGUCUCUGGUAAAAGUCUGAAAAUGUAGACAUAUGUGAAAAGACUGUUUGUUUUGUUUUUUGAGACAGGAUUUCUCUAAUAUAGCUCAUGCUUUCCUAGAACUCAGAGAUCCACCUGCCUCUACCUCGGCCUGUACUAAUAUACCCUGCAGAAUGUCUUCAUUUCUAAAUACUGUGAAGAUUAAGAAAAGCAUACAUUUGGAUGUAUGGGCUGGGUUAGCCUUCCAGACUGCCUGUUUCUAAUCAUGAUUACAUAAGAGCUUGGCCCCCAAGCCUAUAGGUCAUUCCCAGUUAACAUCAUUUCCAGCAUGUGACGUUCUGAAAACAAAUUAGACGGCCCUUGGAGACUUUUGAAGAAACUCUGUUACCCUCUUGGGGUCUCGCUACAAUGCUAAGCUGAGUUUGUUUAGAGGUAUCAUCUACCUCCCUGCGUAUCACAAAUAAGUAAGAAUCUUUCAUUCCUGGGUAUGGAGUUAUUUUCUAUUGCUUACAAAUGCCUGGUCUGUUUUCGCAAACAAAGUGUAGCCUGCUGAUAAUUACUAAGGCCAGAAGACUCCAGUUUGAAGAGAGACGGCACCAAGCCUUUAUUAGAAACCUGCCCGCCCACCUCCCUUACUGUAGACGGUAGACACACUCUGUGUCAGGGUAGGAUGGGAGGUUUAGCUGGUACUUCUUUUCUA
This is a messenger RNA of Chionomys nivalis (European snow vole), 3090 nucleotides long. RefSeq names its product G patch domain-containing protein 4. NCBI's taxonomy places the organism in Eukaryota, Metazoa, Chordata, Mammalia, Rodentia, Cricetidae. Gene Ontology annotation, molecular function: nucleic acid binding. The coding region runs from base 1062 to 2240 and encodes 392 amino acids. The record is from RefSeq and is a predicted model, not a curated record. Gene Ontology annotation, cellular component: nucleolus. Gene Ontology annotation, biological process: regulation of ribosome biogenesis. The transcript has 7 exons.